AUGUCACGAUCAUUUCUUGUCGACUCACUCAUAAGUGAUAUCAAGCCCAACAAACCUGGAUUAACGAAGAUUCCAAUGCCGCCCGUUCUGCCAGUUUCUCUACCUUACUCCGCUUGUUAUGUCGGAAAUUAUCUCUUCUCGCUCGGAUUACAACAACAACAACAGCAGCAGCAGCAACAACUUCAUAAUUACGAUCAAGCUCGUUUGAAUUUGGAUUACAAACUUGCUCCCUUGGACUUUGAUUCAACCUUCAAAGACUCCUAUUUCCGUAAAUUCUACUCGCAAACCAGCAGUCCUGAACGCUUUUCGCCUUAUUCGUCGCCGCCAAAGCCUAAAUUCUGCCCUUACGAGACAAAUUCAGUCAUUUCUGCAUCCUCGACGCCAUCACCGACUUUGGAUGAGAAACUCGACGAUGAAUAUUCCAGCAAACGCAUCCGCACAGCAUUCACCAGUACGCAACUUUUGGAACUCGAACGCGAAUUUAAUGCAUCGAUGUAUCUCACGAGAUUGCGCCGCAUUGAAAUCGCCACAAGACUAAAGUUGUCGGAGAAACAAGUUAAAAUUUGGUUCCAGAAUCGUCGCGUUAAGCAUAAAAAGGGUGAUUUGCCGAUUUCUGCUGCUGCGUCGCCUCAUAGUCCAGCAUCAAAGGCGAAUUGUUGUCACGACAAAAGCGAUUGUGGUUCGGUGACACACGCAAACGAUAGCCUCAAGCGACAUGAUAGUGACGAGGAAACCGCGUGGCGUUGUUAG
Molecule: messenger RNA, 750 nt
Organism: Culicoides brevitarsis
Lineage: Eukaryota; Metazoa; Arthropoda; Insecta; Diptera; Ceratopogonidae
Product: homeobox protein Hox-D3-like
Exons: 1
Coding region: 1-750 (249 amino acids)
Biological process (GO): regulation of DNA-templated transcription
Cellular component (GO): nucleus
Molecular function (GO): DNA-binding transcription factor activity, RNA polymerase II-specific; sequence-specific double-stranded DNA binding
Source: RefSeq, a predicted model, not a curated record